CCCUCUCACCAUGUUGCCAGUGUUGGUGGUCCACGGGGGGGGCGGUCACAUCCCUAAGGAGAGGGCGGAGCUGUCGUGUGCAGGGGUGCGCGCUGCCACGCGAGGGGGCUACGCCGUGCUCCAGGGGGGGGGCAGUGCGAUGGACGCCGUGGUGAAGGCCGUCUCCCUGCUGGAGGACAACCCUGCAUACAACGCAGGGCGAGGGUCGGUACUGAACGCCAAGGGUGAGGUGGAGAUGGACGCCAUUGUGAUGGAUGGAAAAACACUGGCCAGUGGCGCUGUGUCUGCUGUUAGGAGAGUGGCCAAUCCUGUCCAGUUAGCCAGGCUCGUCAUGGAGAAGACCAGUCACCUGUGUCUGACGGCUGAGGGGGCCAGUCAGUUUGCCCGCUCCAUGGGGGUGCCUGAAGUUCCAGAGGAGUCUUUGAUCACAGACUACGCCCGCAUGCGCUGGAAGAAGAACCUGGCACCAGAGGCCAACCCCGUGGAAUGUCAGAUGGGUAAGAUGGGCACCGUGGGUGCGGUGGCGGUGGAUGCCGAGGGCAACAUUGCCUGUGCCACCUCCACAGGGGGCAUGCUGAACAAGAUGGAGGGCAGAGUCGGAGACACCGCCUGCAUAGGGUGUGGUGGCUAUGCUGAUAACAACAUAGGGGCAGUGUCUCCAACGGGUCAUGGAGAGGCUAUCAUGAAAGUCACCCUGGCUAGACUCAUCCUGUUCCACAUGGAACGAGGUCUCUCCGUGGAGGCGGCAUCAGACGAGGCGCUGGCGUUCAUGCGGGCGAGGGUGGAGGGUCUGGGGGGCGUGGUGGUGGUGGACCCCAGGGGGCGCUGGGCGGCCCGCUUCAGCAGCCUGCAGAUGGCCUGGGCCGCCGCGCAGGAGGACGCUCUCCACUACGGCCUGUAUGUGGACGAACACUUCACACAGAGCAUAGACGAUUUACUGUAACACACACACACACGUCACUGUGAGCUGGGGGAGAACACACACAGCAUGCUGGAACAGAUCAUCCACGUGAAGGCUACUACGUCAUAAACUGAUAAACUGGUUUUCUUUGUCAAA
Messenger RNA from Osmerus eperlanus (European smelt), 1057 nucleotides. It is a transcript of the gene asrgl1, whose product is annotated as asparaginase and isoaspartyl peptidase 1. Gene Ontology annotation, molecular function: asparaginase activity; beta-aspartyl-peptidase activity. Gene Ontology annotation, cellular component: cytoplasm. The record is from RefSeq and is a predicted model, not a curated record. NCBI's taxonomy places the organism in Eukaryota, Metazoa, Chordata, Actinopteri, Osmeriformes, Osmeridae.